Messenger RNA from Lipotes vexillifer (Yangtze River dolphin), 965 nucleotides. RefSeq names its product apolipoprotein L domain containing 1 (gene APOLD1). The record is from RefSeq and is a predicted model, not a curated record. The transcript is spliced from 2 exons. NCBI's taxonomy places the organism in Eukaryota, Metazoa, Chordata, Mammalia, Artiodactyla, Lipotidae. Gene Ontology annotation, biological process: regulation of endothelial cell differentiation; lipid transport; lipoprotein metabolic process. The coding region runs from base 88 to 834 and encodes 248 amino acids. Gene Ontology annotation, molecular function: lipid binding. Gene Ontology annotation, cellular component: membrane; extracellular region.
GCAGUCAUUGGCUCUCUGGAACUAUAAAGCAUAUGCUCAUCCAGAAACAGCCUCAGAUUUUUCUUUCCCGGAGAUAGCCAGAAGUGAAUGGGCAUGCAGGGGCCGGACGCCCGAGAGCUGCAGGGCGCGGAUGCGCUGCGCCGCUUCCAGGGCCUGUUGUUGGACCGCCGCGGCAGGCUGCACGGGCAGCUGCUGCGCCUGCGCGAGGUGGCCCGGCGCCUCGAGCGCCUCCGCCGGCGUUCCCUGGCGGCCAACGUGGCUGGCAGCUCGCUGAGCGCCGCGGGCGCGGUCGCAGCCAUCGUGGGACUCUCGCUCAGCCCCGUCACCCUGGGGGUCUCUAUGCUGGCGUCGGCCGUGGGGCUGGGGGUGGCCACCGCCGGAGGGGCCGUCACCAUCACGUCCGACCUCUCCCUGAUCUCCUGCAACUCCCGGGAGCUGCGGCGGGUGCAGGAGAUCGCGGCCACCUGCCAGGACCAGAUGCGCGAGAUCCUGAGCUGCCUCGACUUCUUCCUUCGCGGGCAGGGCCGCGGGGACCGCCAGCUGCUGCAGAGCGGGAGGAACGCCUCCAUCGCGCUGUACAGCUCCGUCUACUUCAUCGUCUUCUUUGGCUCCCGCGGUUUCCUCAUCCCCAGGUGGGCCGAGGGUUCCACCAGGAUUAGCCAGGCCGUGCUGAAGGCCAAGAUCCAGAAACUGGCCGAGAGCCUGGAGUACUGCACCAGGGCUCUGGACAAGCUCAGCGAGCAACUGGAGUCCAGAGUCCAGCUCUACACGAAGAGCAGCCGUGGCCACGACCUCAAGAUCUCUGCUAACCAGUCCGCUGGGCUGUUUUUCUGAGAAUAUCUUUUCCCCCUAAUGACCGAGGCCAGAAACCAUCCCCAUGGGAUGCUCCAGAUUUGUAGCUCCCUCAGGAAAACACCAAGUUGGGUUAUAGGAGCUGAAUGCAAAGGAUGAGAAAAACUGUUCUU